CCCAGAGCAUCCUGAAAAAUGUCACAGCCAUUUGGAAUCUUUGGGGUAAUGAUGAUGAUCUACCCAGAAUCUGAAGGCUUGAAAGAUGAUGAUGAUGAUGGUGAAGAUGAUGACAGUGAAGAAUUAGGGAACUCCAGUCACUCUGAGUGUCCUUCACCCUCGUCCAAGAGCAAGGACACCCCAGAUGACAAUCAGACUGAGGAUCUGGGAAAACGCAUCCCGUUUCCCCUAACUCCCAAGCACCCUUACAUGGUGAAAGAUAAACGAGUGGGGCUGGCCAAACAUGCACCGGAGCUUGAGGAGGAAGGUCAGGAGUUUCAGGAACCAUUUUACAAAGUCAUGGAAAUGUCUGAAAGCUUGACUGGAGAUGAGGAGCCCAGCCCGACCUAUCACCUUCCUGGGCAUCAGAGGUUACCUGCUGUCCAAAUGGCCACUGCAGCAGCAAAUGGCUCCCCAAACUCUUUCCAGCACAGAUCAGGCCAGGAUUUGGGCACACAGGCCCCUGCCACACAGGCCCAUGCCAAUGACCACUAUGUGGGACGCUCAGAAAGCACCAUGGGAGCAGAGCCCCACAUGCUGCACGAGGAGGCUGGUGAGGACAGGGAGUCCCCAUCCCUGCACCUGACCUAUGACAUGCUCAAGAAGGAGAACAACAUGCUCAGGUCAGAGAAYAAAACACUCAGGAACGGGGACCUCAUGCUCAUGUCAGAGAACUUUUCUCUCAGGCAGGUGAUAAAAAGGCUCAAAAAGGACAGUGCUGCGCUCAUGGAGCAGGAUGUUGUGCUCAGGGACGAAUACAAUGAGCUCAGGAGGCAGUACGACAGGCUCAGGGGUGAGAAUGCUGCACUCAGGAAUGACAAUGCCAUGGUCAGGAGUAUGUUUAAUACCUUCCAGAAUGACUUGAAGAGACAGGCGUGCACAGUGUCGAGCCUGCAGGAUCAGCUGAAGAGCACCCACGCYGAACACGAGAGGGAAGCCCGAGAGCUCCAGUCCUUGGUCCAGCAGACUGAGCAUCAUCUCCAGCUAAUGACCCAGAGGGCUCUGGAUGCAGAAAUGAAAGUGGAGAGGCUGAAGCAGAAGAUCUUUGUUCUGCAAGGACAGCUGGAGAGAUUCAAGCUGGGCAAUGAAAACCUGAGAGCGAGUGGCCUGGAAGCAGCGAAGCACGACAUAGAUUUCAUCAGUCAAAACCCCCACGAGUUCAUAAUGGGCACAAAUGGCUCCCUCAGGCAGCCUGCCUCAGGAAUGCUGCCUGUUGUUGCUGAGGUCCUUGCAUCUACCAGAAAAAUGCUCAAAUUUUAAGCAGAAAAAGAUCUAUGGGUGCAAUUCUGUAGCUGGCAGCAAAGCCUGCAUGGUCCAGCUGUGGUGGCCUCUGUGCAAGAGGCUGGGCCACAGUUCCGGCUGACAUGA
Molecule: messenger RNA, 1407 nt
Organism: Malurus melanocephalus (red-backed fairy wren)
Lineage: Eukaryota; Metazoa; Chordata; Aves; Passeriformes; Maluridae
Biological process (GO): positive regulation of protein localization to cilium; positive regulation of cilium assembly; regulation of cytokinesis
Cellular component (GO): centrosome; early endosome; ciliary basal body
Source: RefSeq, a predicted model, not a curated record